Ahaetulla prasina is the source of this 6563-nucleotide messenger RNA. It is a transcript of the gene L1CAM, whose product is annotated as L1 cell adhesion molecule. The record is from RefSeq and is a predicted model, not a curated record. Bases 238 to 3597 code for a protein of 1119 amino acids. Gene Ontology annotation, molecular function: protein binding. The transcript has 26 exons. Gene Ontology annotation, cellular component: plasma membrane; axon. Gene Ontology annotation, biological process: cell-cell adhesion; axon guidance. Lineage: Eukaryota; Metazoa; Chordata; Lepidosauria; Squamata; Colubridae.
UCUCCGCCGCUGCUGCUGCCGCCGCCGCCGCCGCUGCUGCCGAUUAUGUCACAUCGAUCAGACGCUGCAGCCGAAGCUGUAGGAGCCAGAGAGGCGACCGCAGCGGCCGCGGAGUGAGCGGAAGGACGGGCGCGGCUCAGCCACAAGUCACAUUAGGGCUUGUAUGCAGCUGUCUCCUUCUUGGCUAUAUUGCUACCCAGGUGAAGAAAGGAGGCCUGGCCUGUGUUGCCAGAGAAGAUGGCCUCAACACCAGCCUGUCUGCUGUUGCUGUGUUCACUGGUUCUGAUUUUCUGUGACCCAGCAGAAUCCAUCAAGUUUCCUGAAGGCUUUGACCGGACAAACUUACAACAACCUCCUGAAUUCACAACACAACCAGACAAGGAGAUUGUUUUAUAUCCCACUGAUGAGAUUAUCCUGAAAUGGGAGGCUACUGGAAAUCCCGCGGUGACGUACCGCUGGACCAAGGAUGGGGAACAGUUUGACCCAGAACAGGUGCGAGGGGUAAAACAGUUGGAAAAUUCAGGGACUCUGAUCAUCCAUGCAAACAAUGGGAAUGUGCCAACUAGGUUCAAUGGACUGUAUCGGUGUUAUGCCAGCAACAUAUUGGGCACAACCGUGAGUUCUGAGAGCCGCAUCAUUGUUGAGAAUGCCCCACAGUGGCCAAAGGAGGAGGUGGCACCCAUCACAGCAGAAGAAGGGACCCACACAGUCUUACCGUGUAACCCACCCACCAGUGCUGAUCCACCUAAAAUCUAUUGGCUCAACAGCAAGAUUGAGCACAUUGCCCAAGAUGAACGAGUCACUGUAGGGCAGGAUGGAAACCUCUACUUUGCCAAUGUACAGAUGAAGGAUAGUCAACCUGACUAUAUCUGCAAUGCCCAUUUCCAAGGUCCCCGACUCAUUAUCCAGAAAGAACCCAUUGAACUGAAAGUCAUCCCAACCAACACUUUCUCAUACCAGAAACCAAUUCUAAUUGUGCCAGAGACCACACGCAAGAGCUAUGUGGCCUUGUUAGGAAAGCCCUUGAUACUAGAAUGCAUUGCUGCAGGACUCCCUACACCAUCAGUGGAAUGGAUCCACCUGAACAGAAUGAACCCUUCACCUGGGGUGACCUUUGAGAACUACAAUAAAACCCUUUGCAUCCCAAGUGUGACGGAGGAUGAUGAUGGAGACUAUCAGUGUAUUGCUCGUAAUGAGCACGGCAGCAUCCACCACACCUAUACCGUUAAUGUUGAGGCUGCUCCAUACUGGAUAAAAAUGCCCGUGAGCCAGAUUUAUGGACCAGGGGAGAAUGUCCGCCUGGAUUGUGAAGUUGAUGGAAAACCUAAGCCAAAAGUGUCAUGGAGCAUAAAUGGGAUUCCUCUAAAAGAUGUGAUGCCAGAUCCAAGAAGGAAGAUUCAAUCAGGGGCUUUAAUCUUCAGCGAGGUGCAGCCCAAUGACACCGCUGUUAUCCAGUGCCAGGCCCACAAUAAGCACGGCAGUAUCCUGGCCAAUGCAUACAUCCUUGUUGUCUGGUUGCCAGCAGAGAUCCUGACCCCAGAUGGCAUAGAAUAUGCUGUGGUGGAGAACCAAAUAGUGAUCCUACAUUGCAAGACUUUUGGGGCGCCCAGACCUAAAGUGCAGUGGUUUAUGGAAGACAUGAACCCUGCCCUAAAAGACGAACGAACCUUUAUAUUCACAAAUGGAUCCCUGAAGCUUCAGGAAGUCCGACGUGAAGAUGCAGGAAACUUCACAUGCUUGGCUGAGAAUGAUCAAAACAAUGUCUCCAUCACUGCCCGCCUGGUUGUUAAAGGAGCAACACAGAUCGAAUCGGGACCUAUCGACAUGGAAAAGAAGCAAGGUGAGAGUGUGACCUUCUACUGCAAGGUACUAUUUGAUGAGAGUAUUCCAAAGCGUGGUAUCCAAUGGCGCCUAGAUGGAAAAGAUAUUGAAGAAUCAGAUGAUGAUAACAAAUACAUCAUUGGUGACAUGUCUCUGACCGUCACCAAGGUGGACUUCUCUGAUCAAGGAACAUACAGUUGCCUGGCCUGGACCACCCUUGACUCUGUAGAAAAAAGUGCCAAUCUUUUGGUGUAUGGCAUACCUGGCCCUGUGUCAAAUCUGGAGGUUCAGAAGCAGCAGAAUCAUCAGGUAAAGCUGACAUGGACACCUGGAGAUAACCACAACAGAGAAAUAAAGGAAUAUAAUGUGUUUUGUGAAGAAACCAAAUUUGGGCCAGCAGAAAAGGAAUGGAUAGCCACGGUCCCAGGAAACCAGCCAUGGGCUAUUCUUCAGCUCUCUCCAUUCAGAAGUUAUAACUUCUAUGUGCAGGCCAGCAAUGACCAGGGGAAAAGUGAAUUAAGCAGCCGGUCUGCCAGUCAUGCCACAGAUCCCGCAGCACCUGAGCGAAACCCAACUGAUGUCAGAGGAGAAGGAAAUGAAACCACGAAUAUGAUCGUCACCUGGACGCCCUUGCCUCCCAAGGAGUGGAAUGCCCCAAUGAUGAAGUAUCGCGUACAGUGGCGGCUUGAGAAUGAAGGCCAAUGGGAUGAGGUGGAAAUUGAAGAACCUCCUGUACUGGUGACAGAUACUCCUGUCUUCUCACCUUAUGAGAUCAAAGUGCAAGCACAGAAUGAUUUUGGCAAAGGGCCUGAACCAGAACCUGAAAAAGGUUAUUCAGGGGAGGCUGUGCCUGAGGCUGUCCCUGAAGAUCUGCUGAUUGAGAUGAUAAACAGCACCACCAUCAAGCUUUCUUGGAUCCUUCCCAACAGAGAGAAAAUUUGGGGACAUCUUAAGGGAUUCAAGGUGUAUUACUCCAGGCUGGGAACCCUGGCAGAACGUAGCCGCCGACAGGCCCACCUUCACUUCCAUUCCCACGGGGAGCUGCUGAUUUUGGGGAAUGUGUCUGAAGUCAUAUUGGGGGGCCUCAGGCCCUGGAGCCGGUACCAGGUUCAACUGGCAGUGUUGAAUGGGCGGGGGGAGGGGCCCCGCAGCGAGGCCAUGGAGUUUGUUACACCUGAGGGAGUACCUAGCACCCCUGAAUCCUUUCAGUUGGACUAUCUCUCGGACACAGCAGUGUUGCUAGAGUGGAUGCCUCCAAAAUUCCCUAAUGGGAGAUUACUGAGAUACGUGUUGGGAUACCAACAAGCCAAUCAGACAGAGAUGGACAUUGGCAACAUCCACAUCCCAGCCACUCAAUUAAGCCUCAAUCUCAGCGACCUUGAUCCCCACACUCCCUACAAAUUCUCCUUGUGGGCAGAAACCAAAGAGGGUCGAGGAGAAAUAUCCUUACUUGAGGAACAUACAAUGCACGAGUCAGUGAACUUGUCUUUUGUAAACAUCAGUGUGGGCGAGACAGGAGAAAACUUCACCACCAUCAUCUGGAUCCCACGUCAGAACCAGCGAGAUGUGGAGUUUGCAGUCCAUCUUAUGAGCAAAACAGACAAAGGACAAUGGCAUGAUGUAGGGAAGGCCAGUUCUGGCCAGGGCUCAUACAGCAUUCCAGAUUUGCAGCCAGGCAAGCAGUAUCGUGUUCGACUGGUGAAAGUACACCGUACUGGGGACGUUCAAAUAAUUUGGGAAUCAGAUGUGGAGACCAGUGGUGUGGCAUCAGCAUAAGUGAAGAUAAUCACUCCAGAGAGCCUGAAGGCUUCAAAUGCUUUGGGGGAUUGAAGAAUGAAAGUGAUGAAAAUAAUGAGAAGUGGAAGUGACCUCAUUCUAUAAUUAUGGCAAUGUGGAAGGAUCCACUGAGAUGAAAUUUCCAAAUUCUACAUUCAGCAUGUGGGAGAAAGGGGAACUUAAUUAGCAGUUUGGGCGAAGGGCCAACAAAUAACCUUUCUUAGAACCUUUCUUUUCAUAUACAAUGAAGCUUUAGGGCAAUCUAAAUUACCAAAGACAUAGAUGGAGGCACUGAUAUCACGUAUCCCAAAAGAUCCCACAAAUACAUAGCAAAUCAAGAACUAUAGGCCAAUCUCGCUACUUAAUGUAGACUACAAAAUAUUCGCAAUGAUAAUCGCUGAAAGAACCAAAAACAUAUUAAAUAAAAUUAUUGAUUUGGACCAAAAUGGAUUUUUGCCAAACAGACAUAUAAGAAACAAUACAAGAAUGAUUAUGAAUUCAUUAGAUUACUAAGAGGCCCAUCCGGAUAAGAAGUUGGCAUUUGUAGAUGCUCAAAAAGCAUUUGACAAUCUAAACUGGAACUUUCUUAUUAACCAAUUGGAAAUUAUGAAUUUUGGGGAGAAAUUUACAGACAUGAUCAAAGCAAUCUAUUUGAAACAAUUGGCUAAAAUAAUAAUAAAUGGGGAAACAACGGAGAGGAUUAGUAUAACUAAGGGUAUAAGACAGGGAUGUCCCUUGUCACCCCUCUUAUUUAUACUAUCAUUGGAAAUAUUACUAAUACAAAUUAGACAAAAUCAAAUGAUAAAAGAGUUGAAAAUUAAACAGGAGGAAUAUAAAGUUCGAGCUUUCUCAGAUGAUCUGGUUUUUAUCAUAGAAGAUUCUUUGGAGACGGGAACCAUCUUGAUUCAUGGAGUGGAAGAAUUUGGUAAAGUGGCUGGAUUUAAAAUAAACAAGGAAAAAACUAAGAUAUUACCCAAGAAUUGUACCAAAAGGCAAGAUGAGGAAUUGGAAGAGAAAGGGGCAUGCAUAAGAGCACAAAAGUGCCUACCAUUCCUGUCCUAUUGUUCCCCUUCAUUAUAUCAGAUUAAUACUUUGCUUAUAUAUAUACAUAUUUUAGCCUAUAUUUUAUAUUUUAUAUAUAUUUUAGCCUAUAUACAUGUUUAUAUGUUUAUAUGAUAUGUUAUUGUUUUUAUGUCAAUAUUUGCAUAUACUGUUGUGACAAAAUAAUUCUUCCACAAUGGCGGGGAAAAAAAAUUGGGGAUUCAAAUUGUUAAAAAGAUAAAAUAUCUGGGAAUUUGGUUAAUGGCAAAAUGUUCUACAUUAAAAGAGGAUAAUUAUGAUAAAUUGGUACAACAAAUACAAAAAGAUUUAGACAUUUGGACAAAAUUACAGAUAUCUUUAGAAUUGCCAUAAUAAAAAUGAAUAUACUACCAAAAUUGUUAUAUUUAUUUCAAACAAAAGUAUUUUUUGAUCAAUUGAAUAGAAUAAUAGGUAAAUUUAUUUGGUUGGGAAAAAAAGCACAAAUAAAAUGCAAACUUCUUCAGGACUCCAGAACCAAAGGAGGCUUCGGCCUAUCCGAUUGGGAAUUAUAUUAUCAAGCAGUGGCAAUAAUGUGGCUAAAGGAUUGGGUUCAAUUAAGAAAUAAGAGAGCAUUAACAUUGGAAGGCCACGAUCUUCAAUUGAGAUGGCGCACUUUUUAUGGGAAGGAAAAAAUAAAACCCACAUAUAUUUCCAGAGACGUCUAGUGUGAAAUGCUUUUUUAAAUAUUUGGGAUAAUAUAAGGAAAAAUCACUAUAUGAAAGUACCAGUUUGGAUUUUAACAAUGGAAGCCAUAAUCUAUCCCAAUGUAUUGGACAUAAACAAAGUAAUAAGAUAUUCGGAACUUUUAGACGAAUUUGGAAACUUAAAAUCAGAACAGGAUUUAAGAAAUCAGGGGAUAAAAAUUGAUUGGUGGCCAUAUCUGCAAAUUAGAACAAAAUACAAAAAAGACCAGGAAAAACACAGUAUAUAUACAGAACUUGACAAGUUAUUAUUAGGAACAGGGGAAAAAAUGAUUACAAAAAUGUAUAUUUUUUUGUUAAAAUUCAAAAUGGAAGAAGAAACUGUGAAAUAGACAAUGAUUAGUUGGGCGAGAAAUUUUGGGCAUAAUAUUCAAUUAGAUCAAUGGGAUAGAUUGUGGGAGAGAAACUACAAACUAACAAUGUCAGCUGCUUACAAGGAGAACCUUUACAAAGUGCUUUAUCGAUGGCAUCUGCCACCAGCGAGAUUGGCCAAGAUGUUCUUGAACAGGUCAACAUGUUGGAAGUGUGGUCAUAAACAAGGAAUGUUCUACCACAUGUGGUGGACCUGCCCUAAAAUUAGAAAAUACUGGUGUAAGAUAAGAAAGUGGCUGGAGGGGAUAACAGAAUAGAAAAUAGAGAUGAAGCCGGAACUUUUUCUCUUGGGCGUUCUUGAAGGGAAAAUGGAGAAAAAAUUACAAUAUAUCACAAUGCAUAUAUUAACUGCAAGUAGAAUUGUCCUAGCACAGAACUGGAAACAACCAGAUAUUCCUCCAGACCAAAUUAUAAUUUAAAAAAAAUAUGAUUGUGCAGAAAUGGACAGACUGUCCAUGGAAAUGUACUAUCAAAUUUGGAUCAGACAAUAUUCCUGGCUUGAGAAGAGGCGAAAAAAAUAAGGGAUAAUCUGUUAAAUAUAAUAUGUGGAAGAUAAAAUUGUUGAAGAAAUAUAGGAUAUGAAAUUGAACUACGAAGAGGUAAUUAUAAUAUGAAUAAGAAUUUAAGAUAGAGAGAUAUAAAAUUAGAAUUUUUGUAAAUAUGCUUGUUAUGAUAGAAAUACCGAUAUAGAAAAGCUGUUAUUUGUGGAAAUUUUUUGUUAUGUUGUUGUUGUUUUAUGUUUUUUUUUCUUUCUGUGUUGUACUUCUGUAUUGUGUUUUAAAUGUUGGAACUUCAAUAAAUACUUUUUUUUUU